AUGUUUGUACUGUGCAGCCGCCUUAAAAGAGAGGGGAAAAGAGGUUUCUCUAAACCCAAGGUCGUGCGCGUGCGUUGGGGAAUUCACCCUUUGGCAAUGAGCGUCUACUCCGUUUACGUAAUUAGCGAGUCUGGGUCGCUUCAGAUGUACUAUGAUCGAACAAUACCUGCGAUAGAAGUAGAAAGGACAUUUACUUUUCCUCUCUCGUUUGUCUUUGAGAAUGUAGAUGGUCGACUUGCUGUUGUGUUUGGUGCAACCGAUGAUAUCAAACUGGGGUAUUGUGUCCUUGCUGUUAAUGGAGUCAUCGCAAACGGUACUCUAUUAGAAGACGGUCGAGAUAUUUCAGAAUUAUUUAGCAAUCCGUCCAAUUUUCCCAUCACAAUCCGCCUUGGGACACCUCGCUUACGGCCCAACGACCGAAUUACAGUGGCUAGCAUGUUCCAGGCUAUUCACCACAUGGCCCGCGUUUUAACUCCGACUCCGUCUACUGCAGAGGUUAUGGGGAAUUCUAAGUCAGGUGCUGCGACUGAACCGUCGGGUAUCCAGACCAUUGAAACCCCAGAAGCCCGCAUACACUGUUACGAAUCCAUCACCGGCACCAAAUUCCUUCUCAUUACCGAUGCUCGCAUCCCUAAUACGGCUCGUGACGCGUUAAAACUAGUGUAUGAAGCCUACACUGACUAUGUGCUAAAGAAUCCCUUCUACUCACCGAAUCAGCCUUUCAAUUUCGAAUUCUUCAACGCUCGUCUGCGAAGGAUUUGCGAUCAAGUGGAGAGAGGCAUCUAUAAUGUUGUAAAUAUCAUUAAGGUGAGUCCCAUCGGUACCUACGAAAAGGCUGCCUUGCAUAAAGUUAACCUUUUGCAGAAACUUAACUUGCGCAGGUCCACUUUGACACUACAUUUCGGCCAGGUAGCAGGCCUUAGUAUCGCCGAGGUUUGCGCACGUGAACGCCAACCGCUUACUGAGGUACCGACACAGUCCCUUUGCCCACUUUUUGUGGCACUUUGGUCGGCCCUUCGCACUUCCACACCUAUAACAACUUCUACGAAUUCGUGUUCUUGUUCCGUUACAAUGAGUCAACAAUGCGGAGUCGAAAGUCGUCAGCUCGUAACCGUCGCCGAAGAAAACGAUGCGGAGCACACGGAGUUUGAGUCAGCCGCCGAAAUCCCUACAGUGACAUCCGAGACGAGAAGGAUCCAAAGAUCUCCACUCCAUCUCAAAAAUAUUGUCGUCAAGGUACCACGAGUUGUUGUAAACGGCACGACAUCUCGCGAUUCCUGUUCCCGAUGUAAUGGUGAGCCGACUCGGAUUGUAACUGUCGAAAGAACAGCAGUUCCAACUUCGACAGUUGAGGUUCAAACGGAAGCCGGAUCAAGAGUAUUGCUUCCCCCCGUGUUUCGUGUUGUUGAAGAAAGGACCCAAUCUGAAAAGUCAGUCACAGAGGAACACUUUGUUUCCGGAAAUCCGGAGGGGUUAACGAGAAAUAACUGCGUAAAUGCCGUGAGCUAUCAACCGGUUUAUAGCAGAACACAAACGUGGGGAAGUCCGCAAGUGCAAGAAACCACGGUAGACCUUCUCAGGUCCGGCUACACUCCAUAUGAAGAAGUUGUCACAAGGGUAGUCAGAAAUCCAAGAACAGGUUCUUAUAUCGUCGGGUAUGAACCGACGCUAUACAGAAGAUAUGACGUUAAAGUGCCCUCAGUGAGCCGCUCUAACUUAAGUAGCUUGGGCUCCGAGAGAUUAGUGACAUUGGCCCAACGAAGCGCUGUUGUUGAGGCGUCAGGUGCUGAUUCGACCCAUAAGGAUGAUUCUUCUUCUUGCUCAAACGGAAGUGAUAAUACACUCGUUGAAAGGAGUGCAAGGAUAGGAACUAGAGAACUUGCUAAUGAUGUGGUAUACUUGAGAAAGACUAGGGUACCAAGAAAUGUCUUAGUUCCUUGCACUACGGAAAAUAGGGACGUUCUAUUUCUUAGGAGGAGUAACGUACCAGUGGAAAGAACAGUUCGUGUUGAACGAUCAUGUCCCAGAACUCAAUGCGGCUGUACCAGACUGAGGCACACCGAGAAUCUGAAAACCCGAACGGGAAAAGCUCUUCAGUGA
Molecule: messenger RNA, 2100 nt
Organism: Echinococcus granulosus
Lineage: Eukaryota; Metazoa; Platyhelminthes; Cestoda; Cyclophyllidea; Taeniidae
Product: Trafficking protein particle complex subunit 4
Exons: 23
Coding region: 1-2100 (699 amino acids)
Biological process (GO): endoplasmic reticulum to Golgi vesicle-mediated transport
Cellular component (GO): TRAPP complex
Source: RefSeq, a predicted model, not a curated record